AUGGCGGCUUACAACAAGAAGCCAGUUCCAGAUACUUCUAUCCUGGAUCUGAUCGCCAAAGAGGAGAAGGCAGAGGGGGACAAAGCCAACUCCUACUCAUAUAAAGAUUUGCUGAUGACAAAGAAACUAACUCGGAAAACAAUAUUUUCAUGUUAUAUCUGGUUUUCUUGUUCAGUCGUGUACUAUGCCAUAAGCUUUGGCUUGAAGAAUCUGUCAGGUGAUUUCUACCUCAACAUGCUCCUUAUGGCGCUGACGGAGCUGCCAAUUUGGAAGACGUAUCUGUGGUUCCGCAGCGUUCCUUCUAACAGCCGCGGGAUGCUUUGGUUUGGCGAUAUCGACACGGUUAGGAAUUUGGGAUACGCUGCUAUGAACUGCGGUGCACGAAUUGGUGGUAUACUCGCAGGUCAAGUUCUGACUCUGGGUGGAAAUAAGGAUUUGAUGGUGCCAUUCAUUGCACUGGGAAUCAUUGUGUUCCUCACAGUGCUUGCUACACUGGGACUUGACGAAACAAAAGGAAAAGCUUUAGAAGACACCAUGAAAACCUUUACAUCAGAGACGCCUGAGCGGGGGAAGUUACUCAUAGUGGAAGAACAACCAUCACGUCCUUGUGACUACCAGCCUGACUUGCUUCCAGACAAAGAUGCUUCCUUGAAUGGGAACAAAGCGGUGACUAAAGCUAAGCUCAAAACGUCACAAACAAGCUAA
Messenger RNA from Haliotis rubra (blacklip abalone), 705 nucleotides. RefSeq names its product solute carrier family 22 member 4-like. NCBI's taxonomy places the organism in Eukaryota, Metazoa, Mollusca, Gastropoda, Lepetellida, Haliotidae. The record is from RefSeq and is a predicted model, not a curated record. The coding region runs from base 1 to 705 and encodes 234 amino acids. The transcript has 5 exons.